UGUCUAUUAGAACCGGAUGUUUGGUUGUGUUUUUCGACUGUCUGCUGCUGAGGGAAAUCAGAGGGGAGCGAUUUAUUACCUUUCAAACACAUUUGGUACUCUUUGUGAGCCCCGUAACGAUGACAACCCUGGAUGACAAACUGAUGGGGGAGAAGCUCCAGUACUACUACAGCAGCAGUGAGGAUGAGGGUAGUGACAGAGAGGAGGAUGGGGCUGAAGGGAAGAAGACCAUCCACAAUCCUGAGGUUCUUGAGAUGGAUUACAGCCAGGAUGGGAGCGCUAUUAAUACUGGACCGAAAGGUGUCAUCAAUGACUGGCGUAAAUACAAACAGCUGGAGAAUGAGCAGCGGCAGGAGCAGCGCUCGGAGAUGGAGCUGCUCAUCAAGAAGCUGUCCCUGACCUGCCGCUCACACCUGGAUGACGAGCGUGAGAAGGACAAGGAGAAGGAGCUGCAAGAGAAAAUCAACGGGAAGGUGACCCUGCAAGAAUACAACCAGCUUCAGGCAGAAAACGACAAUGAGGACUUUCUGCAGCAAUACAGAAAACAGAGAAUCGACGAAAUGAGAAGGCAGUUGUACAGCGGGAAGAGAUUCGAGCAGGUAUUUGAACUGGAGAGCGCAGAAGAGUUCUUGGACACAGUAGACAAAGAGGCAAAAGGCACGCUUGUGAUGAUUCAUAUCUAUGAAGACGAUAUCCCUGCCUGUGAGUCGAUGGCGGGAUGCAUGAUAUGUCUAGCCUCUGAGUACCCUCUUGUUAAAUUUUGUCGGGUCAAAAGUUGUGUGAUUGGUGCCAGUGCCAGAUUCACUGGGAAUGCCUUGCCUGCUCUGCUGGUCUACAAGGAAGGAGAUCUGAUUGGCAAUUUUGUGCGACUCACAGAUCAGCUUGGAGAAGACUUCUUUGCAGUAGAUCUGGAGGCGCUAUUGCAAGAGUACGGCCUUCUGCCAGAUAAACAUGCAGUGAUCCCAUCCUGUAUCCGAAAUGCCUCUGCCAUGUGUUACACACACAGCGAUGAAGACAGCGAUCUGGAAAUUGAUUAGCUUAAAAUGGAAAUUCAAGUCUGUGAUAUAAGCAACAAAUAUAUGAUUAUGAUCCUAAACAUGUUUGCAGGAACAUAAAAUCUGUAAUAAUGAUGUACUAACACCUUGAUCAUGAUGUGUUUAUUUAUUUUUUAUCUCUUAAAAGGUUGUUUGUUUUUUCUAUUUCUCUUCUGUAUGCAAGUCAUUCCCUCUUUAUUGACCUAGUGAUCUUGACCCAUGAGCUGAAGGUGUGUUUUCUUUGAAACAUUCAGCUUGAUGUUGAUAUAGUUAGCGCCAUUUUAAUAUAUCAAAUGCAUUGCUCAUCAAAUAAAUUGGAUCCACAUGUGCUCCAAUUUAAUUGACUGUGAAAGCACAGUUUUAGAUAACAUAUGUUCAAGAUUUAAGCCUUCCUCUCAAAAACAAAAGACAAGCCCUCACCACGACGACACAUGGUUUGCUUCCCUUGGGCUACACAAAUGUAGGGUAUGUAUUUUGCAUAAUUGGAAAGCUUGGUUAGCAUUGUUUUACAAGCAGGUUGAGUCUUUUGUUGUCAACAGAAAUCUGGCAGUGGUGGAGGGGAGGUAUUUCUGAUUAUUGAUCUAAUGAAUGUUACAUCACUGAUUGGGAAUCAAUUAUUUAAGGUUGGUUUAGCAACUUCUAAAUCACCCAGUGUGUCACCUAGACUAUUAAUUCAGUGUAUUCGUACAGGUGUUGCUAGGCACAGGUAGAUUAUGAAAGGCAGCUCAGGUGCCAAAACAGUCGCAACAUCUCAUUAGAGCAUGCAGUUGACUUGACACCUGAUUAUUUAUGAAGCAAUAAUCUAAUCCAAUCUUAAACUAUUGCAAUACCAAUAUUCUGCUGUUAGUAAAUACCUAGAAUUUUUAAUGUAAAUGUUUAUUGACAAGGGAACUAACUUUUGAGUACUUAUGUGGUUUUGGAAAGUACAUUUUCAGCCUUACUGUGUAAUUAUGAGAAUAAUUCAAAGGUAAUAACAUCUUGGUAUGAACCCAAUGAAUUUUGUACAGCGAAGCUACAAAUGAAAGCCUGUGGGGCCACAGUUCAAACCUCCUGGCUGUACAAUCAUAGUCCUUCGUUGAGAGUUCCCCUGAAAAUGGUGAUAAUUGUUUUUUAAAGAAAUCUUUCAGUCUAGAAACAGUACAGCAAUGACUAAAUCACAAGGGCCUGCCCUGUUUGCAGGCCACUUCACUUCUAAUUAGAACUGGGAGGCUGUUGUAGUGCCAGUUGCUGUGCAUGGCAUUGUGUUUGCUGAAAGUGCUGUAACAAUGUUGAGUGGAACUACAGUAAAUGUAAAAACCAUCCAGAGUGACAGGUCCAGCCUCUUCACAAUGUGCUUCAAUCAGAUCAAUAAAAGAGCCUGUUUUUAAAAGCCCAAGUCGAUGCAUUCAACCACAGCUGCAUUGGGUGCAGAAUGGAAUUAACCGUGUGGUCUUGUGUGUGCUCCUGUGCUUGCAAUUCAAUUUCCUUAUAGGACUGCUAGUUGAGGUUUUCAAAUCCAUUUUCCUUGUGGGUAAUGCAGCUAUUUUCAAGCUGCGUUCUACAAAUGAGAAGUGGCUUUCUGGUGCCUAACUCCCACGUAGGUACAGUACCUUGUAUUUGUGUCGUCUGAAUUAACGUAAAAAACUAAUGAAAAAACAAAGUUGUCUAUUGUAGUCCCAUUGUUAACAGCCUUCCUCCUUGGUUUUGUGUUCCACAUUUAUAAUGUUCUGCUGUCUACACUGAUUGCUGCCCUCCCCUGGCACCUCAACACUUCACAUGCUGAACUGAUAAUUGGGAAUCCUCAACUAACCAGUUGUUUCUGGUUCAGCAAACGAUUGGCAAUGACCAGAACCCAUUCUUUCUUUCUAAUGUCAUUUUGAAUUCCAUGCUGGGAUUUUAAAAUGCCUGUUUGUUUUUCUUUCAGCUUUUACACAAGGCAGAAAGGCAUUCCUGUUAUGAUUUUGAUAAAAUAAAGGUAAAAGGUAAAGCGUAAACCACAAAGCAGAAGGUGAUUUCAAAUUGUUUUGUUUUCUUACAGUAGACGCCUAUUGUGCUGUAGAUACACUGAGGAAAGAAUGCAUGUUUUAGAAAAGGUUGCUAGUUGUUGCAGAAAAUAGGUUGUCAACCUCGGUAGAGAGAUUUACUAUAACCUUGCAUGUUGCUGAGAUACAUUUAAGAGAAUACAGGAUGUACCUGACUAGCAUAAAGUAAAAUAAAUGUAGCAUUCUAGCUCCUGUUUCACCCUGGUGUAUUGUAGGUUUAUGACUCUCCAGUCUAGUGUAUAAGCAUGGCAUCACUCUUGUAUGUAAGUGUCUUUUUAACCAACGCAGAACUUGUGCAUUGAACAACCCCAAGCAAGGAUAUGCAAGUCAUUUGAUUUCUCUUGUAAUGUAGUAUUACACCCUUGUCCUUUUUUGUAGCUAUACUGUACAAUGUUGAGUUUGAAUGAUGUAUUUAUUACAAGAUGCAUCUUGAUGUCAUGUGAUUGCAUUAGUUUUCUUCUUUGUGGUAAAGUGGAAGCUCUUGUGUACUUUACUGUACAUCUGCGAACAUUUUAAACCCCUUUAUGUGAAUGCUUGUUACAGUACAAAUGGUAAUGACUAGUUAUUUCGCUUAUUUAUGUACUCCAGUCAAUGUUGUAUGAAGGGACAAGCAGUUCUUAGUUUUAUACCUUUUGUACAUUUUAAUGGUUCCUACUAAAUUGUGAGAACUAAAAUGAAAUAAAGCACAAAUAGAG
Molecule: messenger RNA, 3750 nt
Organism: Polyodon spathula (Mississippi paddlefish)
Lineage: Eukaryota; Metazoa; Chordata; Actinopteri; Acipenseriformes; Polyodontidae
Product: phosducin-like protein
Exons: 4
Coding region: 120-1037 (305 amino acids)
Biological process (GO): regulation of G protein-coupled receptor signaling pathway
Source: RefSeq, a predicted model, not a curated record